This is a messenger RNA of Didymodactylos carnosus, 3324 nucleotides long. NCBI's taxonomy places the organism in Eukaryota, Metazoa, Rotifera, Eurotatoria, Philodinida, Philodinidae. The record is from the annotation of a GenBank genome assembly.
CUGUCUGUGACCGAGCUAAAAGAAUCAAUUUUUAAAUUGUACGUUAUCGUAUAGAUCAGCAGCGUUUACCACCGUGUUCGAGAGAAAAUUUGAGACACGAACGAUGGGGCACGGGUCCUAUAAUACUGGCGCACCGACCGGGUGGGUUACAGCCUGGAAGUCGAGGGUGUCGGGAACGAUCUUCAUUUCUGACUGUUCGAUUGUCAGUCAAGCAGAUUUCGAGUCGGUUCGCUGGCGUAUUCCUAUAUCUCAUAUGCAUUGUGCUUUUGAAUCAUUACGUUCGGAACGGAUUCUCCAUGGCGAUCAUAGGUCUCUGGCUCUUUCCCUUAAAUAAUCUGUCGUGGACAAGGAGAAAUCGUCUACAACUUUGACGGUUGAUAGUGUCAUCCGAUCGGAUUCCACCUAGGGCGAUCCCACGCUUAUCCGGUUAUGUAUCACCUAUGUGCCUGAGGAGAAGAGCGACACAUCCCUGAGUGAGUGCUCGAAAACAAACACAAAGAACGGAGCGCGCCGAGGGUGUGCAAUAGGUAAAGGACGGAUAUAGGAGAUGCAGUCAAUCCCAGAAUCAGUGUAAGAGUGCAUCAAUAUCACAGAAAGAUAGAGCGUUAUUUUUAGUGCUAUAUAGAAAGAAAAUUCCUUUCAGCUUACUACAUGCUAAUAAAGUGUCAGUGUCACUACUUUUGGAAUGACCUAAGAAGUAUCAUUACUUCUGCUAUGCUCUGUGUGUCGUAAUGCUAGAAGAAGCAUGUCUAUAUGUUUUCUUCAGUUAUCUCAUAAGCUUUCAUUUCUUAUCUGAAGAAUAAAAACAUUAGAAGCAAAUAAGAAGAAUAACCUCGCAAACAUUUUAUUAGUAUGAGAGAUACUCAAGCAUGAAGAUAUGCAUAUUCUUGACUUUUCUAUUACAAAUUUUCGUUGUACAAGUACAAACCGAGGAGUGUGAAUUAACAUCAAAUGAUCACAUCCAAUUAACAGCAAAUGAAUUUAUUCAAUCACGACAACUAUGCAACACAUCGAGUUUUUCAACGACAGAUAUACGUCGAAUAUCUAUUAAUGGUCAUUUAGUAGAUUAUACGACACGCUGUCAGAAGAGCAUAAGUAACGCAAAUGUUGAAAUUAUUCGCAUACAUUCAAACAGUCGAUCGAUGUGUUCUGAUCUUCAUCAUUCAAAUUCUCAUGGUUAUUUUCACCUAACCAAUGUAAUAAUACACUCCAAUGAAGAGAUUUUCUUACGAGUCACAGCACUCGGUUAUCGAACCAUUUACAAAAGAAUUCGUUUACCAUUAUCAUAUGAACGAUCACAAGGGACGAUAUUGGAUUGGCAAAUUGUUCUAACAAUAGAUAUAAAACAGAGACAGUCACAACAUGAUGAACGUAUGAAGUCUAUUGUUGAUGCACUUCUAUCUGAAAUGACAUUAGAUGAAAAAAUUGGUCAAUUAAAUCUUGAGGGUGUUGGUUUUAAUGCCGAUGGCCCAAUUAUCAGUGACGAGCUAAGAGAGAGAAUUCAUCGUGGUGAAGUUGGUGCUGUACUGAAUAUUUAUACUCCAAAGGCUGUUCGUCAACUACAAGAACUUGCAAUAAAUAGUACACGUCUAAAAAUACCUUUCAUCUUUGGUUUUGAUGUCAUUCAUGGGCAUAAAACAAUUUUUCCAAUUCCCCUAGCUUUAAGUGCAACGUGGAAUAUGACAUUAAUCGAACAAAGUGCGCGUAUUGCAGCUACAGAAGCAACCGCCGAUGCUCUGAAUUGGGUGUUUUCACCUAUGGUAGACAUAGCACAUGAUCCACGUUGGGGUAGAAUUCUGGAAGGUGCGGGUGAAGAUCCGUGGUUAGGUAGUCAAGUAGCUACUGCCAUGGUGCGUGGUUAUCAAGGAAGUAAUUUAAGUUGUGUAGAUACAGUUAUGGCAUGUUUUAAACAUUUUGGUUUAUAUGGGGCAGCAGAAGCUGGUCGGGAUUAUAAUACUGUUGAUAUGAGUCCUUUGAGAAUGUAUGAAUUAUAUUUUCCUCCUUAUCGUGCUGCAGUGGAAGCUGGUGCUGGUAGUGUUAUGACAUCAUUUAAUGAAAUUAAUGGGGUCCCAUCAACAGCUAAUCAAUGGUUACUAAAUGAUUUACUUCAUGAUCAAUGGAACUUUACUGGAUUUAUUGUCACAGAUGCUACAGCAAUUAGUGAACUGAUUGCUCAUGGUUUAGGAAAUUUACAAGAAGUAAGUGCUCGAUCCAUUAAUGCUGGUGUUGAUAUGGAUAUGGGUAGUCAAGGAUUUUUAACAACAUUGAAUCAAUCUUUACACGAAGGAAAAGUAACUGAGCAAACAAUCGAUCAAGCAUGUCGUCGUGUUCUAGAAGCUAAAUAUAAAUUAGGUUUACUUGAUGAUCCAUUUCAUUAUGUUAAUGAAUCACGUGCACAAACAGAUAUAUUUACGAAGCAAAAUCGUUUAGCAGCAAGAGAUUUUGCUCGUCAUUCUUUUGUUCUACUGAAAAAUGACAAACAAACAUUACCAUUAGCAAGAUCAAAUUUAACUAUUACUCUGGUUGGCCCAUUGGCUGAUGAUCAUAGAAAUUUACUUGGUGCAUGGAGUGGAGCUGGUGACUGGAAUCAGGCAGUAAGUGUUGUUGAAGGUAUUAAUCAACUUCUUGGAAACAAUAUUCAAGUUUUACAUGUCAAAGGAGCAAAUCUUUUGGAAGAUCCGAAUACGCUUAAAUUAUUGAAUGCAUAUGGUGGUGAUAUUAUUUUAGAUAAUCGAACAGCUACAGAAAUGAUUGAUGAAGCUCUUCAAGCGGCACAGAAAUCUGAUGUUAUUGUUGCUGUUGUCGGUGAAACUCAAGGGAUGACAGGUGAAGCAUCAAGUAGAGCUGAUAUUGGAUUGCCAGCUUGUCAACAACUUUUACUUCAAGCAUUAUUUAAUACAGGGAAACCUGUUGUUAUUGUACUAAUGAACGGACGACCAUUGACAUUAACAUGGGAAGAUCAACAGGCAACAGCUAUUUUGGAAACAUGGUUUGCUGGUACAGAAACAGGAAAUGCUAUAGCCGAAGUACUUUUUGGUUAUUAUAAUCCAGCUGGUAAAUUAACAGCAACAUUUCCACGGUCCGUUGGGCAGAUUCCACUUUAUUAUAAUCAUAAAAAUACUGGACGACCAUAUAAUUCCAGUAAUUUUCUCGAUCGAUUUAAAAGUCGUUAUAUAGAUAUACCAAAUGACCCUUUAUAUCCAUUCGGUUAUGGUCUUAGUUAUACCAUAUUUACCUUUGGUCAAUUGAAUGCCGACAAAACUGAACUUCACGGUGACUCUGAUGUUUUAACGAUCCGUUUUGUUUUAAGUAAUACUGGUGCAU